ACAAGCCUACACAGCCUGGCCCGAAGAAGAGCUCUGUGUGGCUCGGAAGCUCCUUUCUCCCACCAACAGAAGCUGGCUCCAUAACAGACAUCCCCUCCCACACCCCUUGUCUCAGGGGACUUGGUAACCCCCCUGCUGGCAGCAGAGAAGAGCUGCCAGGGGCUGAGGCUCAGUCUGUGCAAUAAGUCAGCAGGCUCCACGGCUGAAGUGUCACUCAAUCUGCAGUCAGCUGACUCGGCUCAGCGAGCUGCUGACAGGCUGCGGCGCGGGGAAGUCUGUGGUCAGCUGACUGCGCUCCGAGAUCAGCUGAUGGCCUCCAGCCCUGGCGUGGGUGAGGGGUCCCGUGCCCGGCGUUGCAGAGACAGCAGGAAACCAUGAGGUUCCGGUUCUGUGGAGACUUGGACUGUCCCGACUGGGUCCUGGCCGAAAUCAGCACCUUGGCCAAAAUAUCCUCGGUGAAGCUGAAGCUCAUCUGUGGCCAGGUGCUCAAGGACCUGCAGGGCGAGGGGAUUGAUUAUGAAAAGAUCCUGAAGCUAACUUCGGAUGCCAAGUUUGAGUCUGGGGACGUGAAGGCCACUAUUGCCGUGCUCAGCUUCAUCCUCUCCAGCGCGGCCAAACACAGCGUAGACAGCGACUCUCUGUCCAGCGAGCUGCAACAGCUGGGGCUGCCCAAAGAACAUGCCACAGGAUUGUGCCGGUCCUAUGAGGAGAAACAGAGCCCCCUACAGGACAGCCUGAGGGCACGCAGCCUGAGAUUGAACCGUCUGGACUCUGUGUCCUGGAGGGUGGAUCACACACUCAGCUCCAGCGAGCUCCAGCAGGUCAACGAGCCCCUCGUGCACCUGAAGUUCACUGUGCGAGACGGGGACCGAGGCGGGACGGAGCCCUUUGCCAUGACCAUGUCGGCAGAGAAGUUCCGGGUCUUACUGGCAGAGCUGAGACAGGCCCACGCCAUGAUGAAAACUCUCAGCUGAGGAGGGCAGCGAGCGUGGAAGGAGCCAGCUGAUUGUGCAGCGGCCCGUCGGAGAGUCUGGUGGGUGCGGUUCCUCCGAUGGGGAUGCUCCUCGCUGCACACAGCUACAGACAGUGCCUGGGCAGAGGUUGGAGUGCCUGGGCUCUCUCCUCCCUUCUCAGACCACUGCAGCUGAAACUGAUGACUGCUCUUCCCACUCUUGCUGGCUGCUGUCUCCCCUGCCCACCUCUCUUGCUGUGGAGUCACCUCCCUGCCCCUCCUCCAACCUGCCUACAAGCCCUUGUGCUUCCAGGACCCCCACCCCAGGACCCAUCCCCAGAGCAAUGGUGGAUGGGGGCUUCUGCAUCUGCUAACGAGAUCUCCACCUCGAGACCAGCUUCAGCUCGGAGUUCCCAUAACAAAGGUGUCCAAACCCUUGGGCCGUGCCACCGUGUAACACACAUGCCUCCGGAGAAUACCCAGGCCUGCCGGCUGGAGGCUAACUUAACAGUGAAAGACCCUGAAAUCCCCUGCCCAGCCCUUUGUUGGUGGCUCUGUUCCUGAACAGCUGCAGGGAGCUGAUCUGCCCUUUUGCUUCUGUCUGAAUUGUCUCCUGUGGCUACUCCAGGGCAGGUGUGCGGGCUCCCAUGUCUCCUCUGGAGACGUAGCGUGCUGCAGCCCACCAAACGCUGCAGCUCGGCCAGCUCCACAUCACCUGUUGACUGAACUCCUGCAGCAAUCCGGGAUGCCUGUGGCUGGGGCAACUCUCCCAGUCGUACAUAAGAGGUUGGGAAGUUUCACCAGCUGAAGCAGAUGGAGCGUUCUCUAGUCCCUCCCUGCUCCCCCGCAUCCCUCCCCUAAAAAGCACUUUGCCGCUGUUCUUUCCACUUCCUCUAAAGAAACCUCUUGCCUGUGGGGGGGAUAAAUGCAGCUUUUCUAUCUUUCCUUCUCCGCCCCCACCCCCUCCGCACCUACCACCUUUUCCAGGGCAGCUCAGUGCAUGGAAUAAAGGAUUAGCAGGAACAUGCAUCUGUGAAUCUCUCCAUGCGUUUCCGGUUGGCCUUGGCACAUGAAGCCAGUUAUAUAUAGUUGCCUGUUUUGCCAGUGGGAUCCAAUAAAGCCACGUGGUUAACAAAGGCAGCGCCCCACAGGAGCGUUUUUAAUUGGCACUGCUGCCUCCCUUGUUACCCCUGUGCCCUCAUUUCUGAAACCCUCAUGAGAUGGGGAACAGAGACUUGUCUUUAAAUAACUGGAGUAAAUCUUAAGUCAGGGAUCAGCAACCUUUUGCACGCGGUCGGUCAGGAUAAGCCCCUGGCAGGCCAUGCCAGUUUGUUUACCUGCAGCCCCUGUUGGCCUAGAACGGCGAACCGUGGCCAGUGGGAGCUGCGAUCGGCCGAACCUGCAGAUGCUGCAGGUAAACAAACCGGCUCGGCCCACCAGGGGCUUACCCGGAUGGGCUGCAUGCCAAAGGUUGCCGAUCCCUAUCUUAUGUAUUUGAAAGGGAGGAACUGAUGCCACAGGCAAAAUUAAUCAUACCGGCAGGUGCUCUAUAACCUAUUCCCAGCCCCUGCAGCUCUGUCAAUGUCUCUCCAUCCCACAUACACCCUCCCUGCUCCUUCAGUCUUGAUCUUUGUAGAAACCAGAGCCAGGGUAGGCAAAGUCCAUAAACUAUUCGCUCACCCCAGCCUUGUCUUGUAGCAACCCUGGCUAGUCCAGCCGUUGCCCCAGGCACAGCUCUGGUAACACAGCCAUCGGGGGACCAGUUGGGUUUUGGUAACUUCAUUUAAAUUGUGCUCCGUUUACGUUGGCCCCUGCCACUGGUGCCCUAUUGUGCUAACCCCCUUUCCUGGCUACAGCUCAGGGCUCUGAUUUACAGGAAAUUCACAGCUUGGGGAUCACGCAGUUGCUCCUUUAAAGCAAAGUCAACAUAGCCCGAAGGCAGUGAAGUGGGUAACCAUUUUAACUGCAACCUUUGAAAUAAUUUGGUAAAUUGCUGCUGAACAGCAAAAGACCAGGGCAGCCCUGUAUUUUUACGAACAAGGCCAUGUUCCAUUGAAUUGAAAGGCAAUACAAUUAAAAUGGUACAAACAA
Molecule: messenger RNA, 3043 nt
Organism: Chelonia mydas (Green sea turtle)
Lineage: Eukaryota; Metazoa; Chordata; Testudines; Cheloniidae
Gene: COMMD4
Product: COMM domain containing 4
Exons: 8
Coding region: 375-974 (199 amino acids)
Source: RefSeq, a predicted model, not a curated record